ACUAACUUCACCAUAUCGACGGUGUUUGCAAUGGUAAUAGGUUAUGUUCUACAUCCAUGAGCUCAACAGUAGUAUAGUCUAAUAGUGUUUCCCAGUGUUCGGCAUAUUUAUAUAACUAUAAAAGGACCUGGUACAUGAUUUAUCCUAUUAUCUCUCUGGCGCAUUGAUUGUAGAGGAGUUGUGUAGGUCAUAGGAUGCCAGACAUUACAAUUAGAGGUUGCUGUUAUUGCAGUUUAACAGACAAGGAUUUCCAAGAAACACAGCUGAGGACGUAGUGUACUUUUGACUUGACAAAGAACGGAAGAUUAUGGAUGAAGGCAAAGCUGCCAACGAGUCUAUUCCAGAUUUAAAAGAUUUGGAGGUGAAAAUCGGACGGAAGACACCGGAGGGUUUGCUCAAGUGGAUGCGGGAAGAGGCGUCCACGCAACGCGCAGAUGCCAAGUUGAACUCGCUGGAGACCAAAGACCGAGACAUAACGGAGAGGAAGAGCCUGGAUGAGAAGAUUCGAAAAUUAAAAGUCGAUAUGGCCCACCUGCGCUCGGUGGACGUGAAGAUCCUGCAGCAGCUGCUGGCGGUGCACGAGGGGAUCGAGGCAUGUAAGUGGCUCCUGGAGGAGCGCGGCACCCUGGCCAGCCGCUGCAGCAGCCUGACCAGCAGCCAGUACAGCCUGGGAGAGGGCCCUGGAGGAGACACCUGGAGGGGCAGCUGGAGCAGUCUGCAUGACCCCCUCAACGACAAGCUGGAUAACAUCUCUAUAGGUAGCUACCUGGACACCCUGGCUGACGACAUGGACGAGUACGGCCCCUCUAGUUCUGAGUCUGCGCUGUGUUCAACUCCACUGGGGACUGAGAUGCCCACUCGGACCAGGGGAGGGACUGGUGCUGGGGUAGGGGCUGGGAGAGGUGCUGAAGCAGGGGCAGUGUCUGAGGCAGGGGUUGGGGCUGGGACAGGGAGAGGGGCAGGAGCUGGGUCAGGACCAGGCACAGGGGGCAAGGUAGUUGUUGGGCCUAGCUCUCCCCAAGUCAAGCCAGAGAUCCCCAAAGAGGAGUCUCCCAUUUGGACUAAGGCCAAAAAGGCAGUGAAAGGAACCACCAUCACCAAGGACACCAAGGACUCCAGCCAAAUGCAGCAGCCCAGUAAGAGCAAUGGCGUCCUGGAGAAGGCAGUCAGGCAAGCAGGAGGACCUGCUGACUCGGCCCGGGCCUGCCUGGCUGAGAAGCUGGCGAAAAACCAGAGCCCCAAACUCAAACCCUAUAAGAACGGCAAGAUAGACCUGGAUGGCUGCAAGAUGAAUGGCACGAAGCACCUGGAGUAUGACGCCCAUUGGCGAUGGGUGCAGUCGCAGGAUGAUGUUACAUUUCUGUGAGGUGGAUGUAUUACGCCACUAAAGACACUUAGCCGCUCCCAUGUGAUGACCAAACAGGUCAAAGGUUAAGAGAGAGGGGGCCUUGGGCUGGUGUUGUGGUUGAUUGCACGUAUUAUGCAAACUUCUACCAUUGCCAUUGUGCAAGACAUCAGGUGUGGAUGAGUAGGAGAACACAACAUCAUUACAUUAUGUUCUAUUCACUCUAAAUGUGACUGCACUAACUUUCUAAAACAUUGUCAGUAUUAUAUUGGGGAUAAAGUAGAUAUUUUUCUGAAACAAGUUUAUUUUUGACAUGUUUAUCCUCUUACAGAAAAUUAACAAUUUCCAAAAAGAAAAUAAAUAUAUUUGUUACAAUCACUCACAUCUAUAGAACCUAGUUCAUGACCAAAGUUUGCCCUCACUGAUCAAUCCCAUGUCAAAAUGAUUGUAAAACACCCUAUCCACAAAUAAUAGAUACCUGAAUCCUUCUCAUACAUACUGUGCCAUAGUAUGCAAAGAGCAUCUAGAAUGUUCCCACUGUUUGCACAGGAGUGCUUUUGUGGAUGUCCUAAAACUACCUAAAGUACUUAACCAGUCAAUGCAAUAUGUACAAUCGGUGAAUCGCAAUGCAAUUAAUCUGUGCACCAGGUUCUUAUGUGGGUGGCUGUGUUAGAAAAAUGUCUCAAUAUGAGUAUUAAUAUUGUUAUUUUGUGGAUUACACAGUAUUUUUCAUUUGGAAAGCAGAUGUUGUCAUUGGUGUAAUCCUAAACAGUUAUGCCUGUAUCUCCCAUUCCAAGAUGACUGCACUGUUUUUCUGAUAAUCCUGAUUGUUUAAAUGACUGAUUUGCCCUCUUUCAGUACUCUGCUGUCUGUGUCUUAAGGAGUCCAACUGUCUCUGUUCUUUUACUCGCUGUUGAGUGGUGUGAAGUUAUUACAGUAAUUUGGGUGGGUGAAAAUUGCAUGUCAUGUGCUGACUGGUUUAUUGGUAAAAAUCACCAUGAAAAAUGUGUGAAAAGCUUAAUACAAUCAUCAGAGAAGAAAAGCAAUAUUCCCUCUAAGCCUUUGUAUUCGGUUAUAAACAACCCACUCUCACACAGAACCAUCACCGCUGAAAGCGAAUAAUGACUCAACACUCCAAAGCAGGGGUUGCCAGGACGACUGAGAGAGCGGGUGAGUGCGAGAGAGUGCACGUGUGUAUGUACAUGUCUGCGUGUGUCCAUGUGAGUGCACGUGUAUGCAUUAAUGUGUGUGUGUGUGUGCACAUAUGUGUGUUUGCAUCUGGCUUGCUGUGCACAGCUUCUCUGUUAGAUUUAGAUGAGAACGGAGGGGCUGUUCUUUAGUAGGCUCUCCCCAUCUUUUUCAUCAUGGGAAAACAACACAUUUCACUGCACCCAUCGGGUGUAUGUGACAAUAACACAUGUACACAUUUUUAUAAUAAUUGUCUCACCCCACAACCCGCACCCAUCCCAUUCUACCCUGUCGCCAUUAGUCAUAUUUAUGCUGGGAGAACAAUGUACUGCAUUUGAUAGAUAAUGGAUACCAGAUGACAUCAUAUAAGGCAUGUGUAUUGCAUAAAGCAUUGUGAAUGUUAUCAGAUGUAUUAUGCACAUCAUUCAACUACAUUAGUGUAGCAAAUGAAAUUAUGAAGGGACUGUUUUCAAUUGAAUUAAGUUAGGAUUUCCCUUAUUGAUGUUUUGGAUUCUGGAUACUCAUGCCUUUACGACCGUGUUAGCUGUCUGAGUUAUAAUGUUCUAGGGUGUCUGUCUCUGUGUGAUGUCUUUGCUUGUAUGGCUCCAGUUCUGUACCACUCAGCACUCCUAUCAGAGCAGCGUUUUAAUGUGUUUCAGAUGAGUUCUCACUUACGAGACUCAGUGACGUGCAGGCAGGGUAGGCAGUGCUUACCCUGUGAUAAUCUAAUAAAAAAAGCUGUUAUGGAAAGCCAAAAUAAAUAAAUAAUUAUAUACCCUCAAAAUCGGAAAAAGUCCUAAAACUGCAUCAAAACCUCAGGAAAGGCGGCAGGGUAUUCAUGCCUUUCUUUCCAUCCAAGCCAUUAAAAUCCUUGACGUGCGCUGCCUUUCCUGAUUCCAUCCAGUCACUGUUAAUGGACAGGUUCAGCGUUUGCCUAGUUUGAAGUAGCUUCAUUCGAGACAGAUCUCAUAUGUUGUGCAUGCGUAUUGCCUAAACAUGUUGUGUGGGUAUUGCCCUGGGGUAAGCUGUGCACAUUUGGGCAUGUCUAUGUAACGAGUGUUACAUUUCAUGUUGUAUAAUUACAAAAUGUGAAAAGUUCCCAUGCCUGAUUUUAGUGUACAUUCCAUUUGUUGUUGUAAGGGCCUUUUUAAUGUCGCACACUUCCUUCUCCUUCUGUAUUUCCCCUCAUAAACAUCCCCUGCCCCCCUUAGCUCUUCCCUGUCUACGGUAUCCAUGUGGAAGUGGUAGGUUACUGAAAAAUUGUCCCAUGAAAAUCAUAAUCAAUCCAAUAUGUUAAAACACUUAUGAGUUUAUAUGUUCACUGACAGUGUAUUAUAAUGGUCUCCCACCAAUAUAUUGUGUUAUGUAUGUAUUCAGUAAUUUAUCAACUUUUUUUUGUGAAUGCUGUACAUGUUAGCUAGUUACUGUCCUUUUCUCUGUACGUGUCGUCAUUGGGUUAGCAUGGCAAUUCAUGUCCCCUUUCAUUGUUAAUGUGUACUUUUCAGAGGAGUUGGUGUAUAAUGGCAGCACAGCAUUUGUUUAUGGAAGUAUUUCCUGUCAUUAUCAGGUAUGUCAUGUGUUUUUGUUUGUUAAGAUAUUCUGACGAUAUUUUACUGACUGUGAGCUGUUCGCUAGUGCACAUAAUGUCACUGUAUAUAACGCUUGGCUGUCAUUUCUAUUUCAUAAUGUAAAUUGCAUUUGUAUUACAUUGUUAUGUCAUUCUUGAGAUGAUUGUUAUAUGGGCCCUGUCUACUGUACUCAUGUGGAAGAGAAGAGUUGGUGUAAAAGGGCAGCACAGCAUUUGUUUAUGGAAGUUUUUCCUGUCAUCAUCAGAGAAUAAAAGAUUAACACCAACCCUGAUCCUUUGGUCAUAUGUAAGCUGAUCAAAACACAAAGCAGAGACAAUCUACACUGGUCACAUCUACAAAAUGUGGCACUCACAUCCUCCCCUGAACUGAACAAAGCUAGCUAGCUAACAAAAACAACAUGUUACCUGACAAAUGGACACUAUUGCACCUCAAACUAUUUUCUAUGUUGAAAAAAUGUAACAUGCCGUUUGGAACGUCAACUAUAAUGAAAGUUACCACAAGACAGAGGCAGCAUACAGACAACCACCAUGACACCAUCUCCCUCACUGCCAGCUGUCGGGCAGGAGAACAGUGAGUACCGGACUGUCCCCUUGUCUGAAACGUCAUUACCAAUUCAUAUUUUUUCCCCCUGACUUUUACACAUCUUGGGCAUUUACUUUUGCUUUGAGAACCUAAUGGGCCUUGGGGAUGUGUUUCCCACAACCAUGGGCCUGUUGUGUGCAUGCAGAAUAAAAUAAUGGACAUGGGGCUCUGCUGUGACUUCUACAACUCUGUCACCGAGAGGGAAGGACAGACAUAUGGACUUAAUUUACAAGGUAGGACUAAAUGCAUUUUCCUUUGCAAUUUGCAAGUUAGGCUACUGUUGAUUCAUGAGAAUAGACAACAUCCAUUUGAGUGCAUUUGAUUUCUCAAGCUAGAAUUUUGUUUUGAUAAGACAAUUUUUUAACGUUUUGAAAUGCAUUUUUCAGUCAUUUCGAUUGUUGAUAUG
Coregonus clupeaformis (lake whitefish) is the source of this 5110-nucleotide messenger RNA. RefSeq names its product leucine rich adaptor protein 1-like. Gene Ontology annotation, biological process: positive regulation of canonical NF-kappaB signal transduction; positive regulation of cytokine production. NCBI's taxonomy places the organism in Eukaryota, Metazoa, Chordata, Actinopteri, Salmoniformes, Salmonidae. The record is from RefSeq and is a predicted model, not a curated record. The coding region runs from base 308 to 1366 and encodes 352 amino acids. The transcript has 2 exons.